AUGACUAUGGUUUACUAUCUACGACAAGUUUUUUCUCUCAGGCAUCCGAGCAUGAGCAGAAUUGAUGAGCCUAUUGGCAUUGAAAAUGGUGAAGGUAAUUUUGUUGUUGAUCCAUAUAUUGGAAUGGAGUUUUCUACUCAUGAGGAAGCUUAUAAUUUCUACAAUGCAUACGCUAGACUUAAGGGAUUUGGUGUUCGCAAGGGUCACACAACUUGGUCUAGAAAGAAAGAUGCAAUCAUAUCUAGAAUAUAUGUAUGUGACAAGGAAGGUUUUAAAUUUUUAAAAGAUAAAAGAGAAGAUGGUCGGAAUGUAGUUCGAAAGUUUGAUACAAGAUGUGGAUGCAAGGCAAGGAUGGUUAUUGGACUCGAUAGAAGCACUAAAAAAUGGGUGGUUGUAGACGUUGCUCAUGGAAAUGAGCAAGGCUCUCUCACUCAACAAGAAUGCCAAGCACAACUUAGAAUAAAACGAAAAAAUAAUGUCGGUCAUGAGUGCGUGAGCAUAGUUCGUCAAUUUCAAGAGAAAAAGGUAUCUGAUCCUCAAUUUUACUUCGCACUUGAUUUAGAAAAUGAUGGGACGAUGAGAAGUGUUUUUUGGAUGGAUGGUAGGUCGAGGACUUCUUACUUGCAAUUUGAAGAUGUUGUUUGCUUUGAUGUUACAUAUAGAACGAACAAUUUAAAAUUGCUGUUUGUACCAUUUACGGGCGUUAACCAUCAUCGACAAUCUAUUCUAUUUGGGUGUGCGUUACUGGCCGAUGAAACGGAGGAGACGUUUAUAUGGUUAUUUAGCCAAUGGUUAAAAUGUAUGUCGGGUGUAGCACCAUUAACAAUCAUCACUGAUCAAGAUAAAGCUAUGUGUGGUGCAAUUCACAAAGUUUUUCCUCAAACUCGUCAUCGCUUUUGUUCUUGGCACCUUCAUAGGAAUGCCUUACAAAAUAUUCAAUCAAUGCAUAAUGAAUAUGGUGAGGACGUGGGUAUAAAGUAUAACAAAUGGUAUUGGAGUAAAUCAGAAGAAAAAUUUGUAAAGCGUUGGGAAGAAAUGCGGGAUAAAUAUGGUGCAGAUAAAAGAAAUUGGUUAGUAAAUUUAUACAAUCAUCGAGACCAUUGGGCUCCAGUGUAUCUUAAAGACACUUUUACUGCAGGAAUGACAUCUACUCAGCGGAGUGAGGGAAUUAAUGCCUUUUUUGAUCAUUUUGUGAAUGCAAAUACCGAGUUACAUGAUUUUGUUAAGCAAUAUGAUAAAUCUGUUGAAGCUCGCCGAGCCGCUGAACUUGAGCAAGAUUUUAAGUCCACAAACUCUGUUCCCAUUGAUAAUUGA
This is a messenger RNA of Asparagus officinalis (garden asparagus), 1314 nucleotides long. RefSeq names its product protein FAR1-RELATED SEQUENCE 5-like. Gene Ontology annotation, biological process: regulation of DNA-templated transcription. The transcript is spliced from 3 exons. The record is from RefSeq and is a predicted model, not a curated record. NCBI's taxonomy places the organism in Eukaryota, Viridiplantae, Streptophyta, Magnoliopsida, Asparagales, Asparagaceae. The coding region runs from base 1 to 1314 and encodes 437 amino acids.